CCGCCGGCUGUUGAUCUGUGAGCACGUUUCUGUAGCGGGCUCCUUAAAAGAACAGAAAAUGGAGGGGCCACUGGCAGUUUUCGGGGAGCGAAGCACCGGGGAGGUUGUGAGGAGUCAGAAUGUUAUGGCUGCAGCUUCCAUCGCCAAUAUUGUCAAAAGUUCACUUGGUCCAGUUGGACUCGAUAAAAUGCUGGUGGAUGAUAUUGGUGAUGUGACCAUUACAAAUGAUGGUGCAACUAUUCUGAAGCUGUUGGAAGUGGAGCACCCUGCAGCCAAAGUACUUUGCGAGCUAGCAGAUCUCCAAGACAAUGAAGUUGGAGAUGGUACAACAUCCGUUGUUAUCAUUGCUGCAGAGCUGCUGAAAAAUGCAGAUGAGCUUGUGAAACAAAAAAUCCACCCUACAUCUGUUAUAGGAGGUUACCGUCUGGCAUGCAAGGAAGCAGUCAGAUACAUCAACGAAAACCUUACUAUAAAUACAGAUGAACUUGGAAAAGAAUGUCUACUAAAUGCUGCAAAAACAUCAAUGUCUUCAAAAAUUAUUGGCAUUGACGGUGAUUUUUUUUCUGCCAUGGUUGUUGAUGCCGCUCUUGCUGUAAAAUAUGUAGAUCCUAAGGGCCAAGCCCGGUAUCCUAUAAACUCUGUUAAUGUCCUUAAGGCCCAUGGACGAAGCCAAAUGGAAAGCAUAUUGGUCAAUGGAUAUGCACUUAACUGUAUUGUGGGCAGCCAAAGUAUGAAUAAAAGGAUUGUCAAUGCGAAAAUUGCCUGUCUUGACUUCAGUUUGCAGAAAACUAAAAUGAAACUUGGUGUCCAGGUGAUUAUUUCAGACCCAACAAAAUUGGACCAAAUCAGGCAAAGAGAGUCAGAUAUCACUAAAGAGAGGAUCCAAAAGAUCUUGGCAACUGGAGCCAAUGUCAUACUGACCACUGGUGGAAUUGAUGAUAUGUGUCUGAAAUAUUUUGUGGAUGCUGGAGCAAUGGCUGUGCGUAGAGUUCUGAAGAAAGACUUAAAGCGCAUUGCUAAAGCAACUGGAGCAACUAUGUGUUCAACCCUUGCAAACCUGGAAGGAGAAGAAAGCUUUGAAGCUUCCAUGUUGGGGCAGGCAGAAGAAGUUGUUCAAGAGCGUAUAUGCGAUGAUGAGCUGAUUCUUGUCAAAAACACUAAGGCAAGGACAUGUGCUUCAAUCAUCCUGCGUGGAGCAAAUGACUUCAUGUGUGAUGAAAUGGAACGUUCUGUACAUGAUGCUUUAUGUGUUGUAAAGAGAGUUCUGGAAUCCAAGUCUGUCGUACCCGGAGGUGGUGCUGUGGAAGCUGCACUUUCCAUUUACCUGGAAAAUUAUGCAACUAGCAUGGGCUCUCGGGAACAGCUGGCCAUUGCAGAGUUUGCUAGAGCACUUCUCGUAAUUCCAAAAACCCUAGCGGUGAAUGCUGCCCAGGACUCCACUGACCUUGUUGCAAAGCUUCGGGCUUUCCACAAUGAAGCUCAGGUCAACCCAGAGCGCAAGAAUCUGAAAUGGAUUGGACUUGAUCUGCUUAAUGGAAAACCACGUGAUAACAAGCAGGCUGGGGUCUUCGAGCCGACUUUAGUGAAGACAAAGAGUCUGAAGUUUGCUACAGAAGCCGCCAUUACUAUUCUGAGGAUUGAUGACGUAAUUAAACUGCACCCCGAGGCCAAAGAAGAGAAGGGAAAGUACCAUGAAGCUGUGCAGUCUGGGUCGAUUGAAAAUUAACUGGUCUUCCUGCAUUUCUUUUCAUUACUGUUAUUUAUAACACAUCUGUUUUCAUUGUCUAUCUUGCACUUGUUGGGUCUUGCACCCAACCCCACUCCUAUAGAAAUAAAAGCAAAAUGACAACCUA
This is a messenger RNA of Xenopus laevis (African clawed frog), 1853 nucleotides long. RefSeq names its product t-complex 1 S homeolog (gene tcp1.S). Gene Ontology annotation, molecular function: ATP binding; ATP hydrolysis activity; ATP-dependent protein folding chaperone. Gene Ontology annotation, cellular component: cytoplasm. NCBI's taxonomy places the organism in Eukaryota, Metazoa, Chordata, Amphibia, Anura, Pipidae. Gene Ontology annotation, biological process: protein folding. The record is from RefSeq and is marked provisional.